AUGCUCCCACAAAACCCACCAAAGCAUUUGCUCUUUCUCUUCCUUGUGUUAACAUUCUUUACUUACUGUUUUGGCACUUACCAAGAAAACCCACAUGCUAUUCUUGAACAGGACAAGAAAAUGAGCUCCAAGCCUGUGUUUUCUAGCUUUUCCAAGCUUGUUAGGCACGGAAACACUUCUACUACUGUAAGUUCAUCAAACAUAAUACAGAUCAAUGUGGAUGAUUUUGGAGCUAAGGCUAAUGGAACAGAUGAUAGUGAGGCAUUCAAGAAAGCAUGGGACAAGGCUUGUUCUUCCAAUGAAACUGCUAAUAUUGUUGUCCCUGAGAACAAGACUUAUCUCCUUAAACCUGUGACAUUUUCAGGUCCUUGUCAAUCUGAUCUUACAUUCCAGAUUAAUGGGACAAUAGUAGCUCCUGGUGACAUGAGGGAGUAUGAAGAUGACAGAAGCUACUGGAUUGUAUUUGAUAAUGUACAAAAGCUUGGAGUUAAUGGUGGUGGCACUAUCGAUGGCAAUGGCAGGGAGUGGUGGGAAAACUCUUGCAAAAUCAACAAAAGCAACCCCUGUGAAGAUGGACCAACUGCUGUCACCUUCAAUGAGUGCAACAAUUUGAUAGUAUCCAACCUGGGGUUCAAAAAUGCACAGCAAAUGCAUCUCAGAUUUGAGAGCUGCAUUAAUGUUAGCGCUGUGAAUCUCACUGUGACCGCUCCUGGGAACAGCCCUAAUACUGAUGGAAUUCAUGUCACUGGCACCCAAAACAUCAUUAUAAGAAACUGUGUCAUAGGAACUGGCGAUGAUUGUAUAUCAAUAGUAGAUGGGUCCAGAAAUGUCAAAGCUACAAAUAUUACGUGUGGACCUGGACAUGGAAUAAGUAUUGGUAGCUUAGGAGCCAAUAAUUCAGAAGCUGAAGUUUCAGGUGUGUCUGUUGAUAGAGCAAAACUUUCAGGAACCACUAAUGGGGUCAGAAUUAAGACUUGGCAGGGAGGAUCUGGAUAUGCAAAAAACAUAACAUUUAAAAAUAUUAUAAUGAAAAAUGUGAGCAAUCCUAUAAUUAUUAAUCAAAACUAUUGUGAGAAAGAUGUACCAUGCCCACCUGAACAGAAAUCAGCUGUGCAAGUAAGCAAUGUAAUUUACAAGAACAUAACAGGAACAAGUGCUACAGAAGUGGCAGUGAAUUUUAAUUGCAGCAGGACCUUUCCUUGCCAAGGAAUUCAGUUGCAGGGUAUUAAUCUUGAAUAUGAAGAAAAUGAAACUGAUAUAGCUGAUUGUGUUAAUGUUCAAUUGACAGAUAUAGGGAACGUUUAUCCUCGGUGCAAUUGAAUAUUCCUUGCCACUGAAUUCAGUUGCAGGAUAUCAAUCUUUAAUUUUAAUUUUUUUAUGUAAAUGGAGAAAUAACAUAAAAUAAAUAUUUAUAAAUAAAAAAAAAUGAUGAACAAAAUUUAUGUUAUCAAAAUCUCUCUCUACAAUCUGUUACAAGUAAACCAUUCACGGGUUUGAAAUUUAAAGGGAAAAAAAAAUUCUAAUGCUUUAAUUUUAAAAUUAAAAAUCUUAAUCAAUAAAAUGAAUUCAUUAAAUUAAUAAUUCAGAUACAAAAUAUUUAUCUUUUCUAUAACCUCUCUCUCUCUCUCUCUCUAUCUCUCUCUCUCUCUCUAUAUAUAUAUAUAUAUAUACACACAUAUAUACACCGAAUGCUAAAAAUAAUUCUAUCUAUCCUACAAAUUGUAUUAAUAUUUCAGUAUAUGAUCAUAUAAUUAUCCAAAUGUAAAUACAUAUUUAGUUUAUGUUGAAUUCAUGGAUAUUCUAUACUCUAAACCAAAAUAGCUUAAUAAGUAAUUUAUUAAUGGGCAAUUGUUUUCUUAAUAAUUUUACAUA
Molecule: messenger RNA, 1872 nt
Organism: Hevea brasiliensis (rubber tree)
Lineage: Eukaryota; Viridiplantae; Streptophyta; Magnoliopsida; Malpighiales; Euphorbiaceae
Product: polygalacturonase-like
Exons: 9
Coding region: 1-1320 (439 amino acids)
Biological process (GO): pectin catabolic process; fruit dehiscence; anther dehiscence
Molecular function (GO): polygalacturonase activity
Source: RefSeq, a predicted model, not a curated record